AUGGCGCCUCUAUCCUCGCCAUCAUCCUCCGCACCAUCUUCAUCCUUAAAGCGCAAGCAACCGACAAUAUCUAGCUUCUUCACCCAAAAGCCCGUCCCAUCACAUCCUAAAACCGUUGUAUCUGAUGAAAACAAGCCUCCGCAAGAAGAACCAUCUAGAAAGCGACCAGCCGAGCCCGCUGAACCACGGAUUGCAUUGAAGCAGUCUGAUCCCUUACCAGACGAUGAAGAUGAUGACGACAUCGUGGUACCUCCUACAAAGCGCGCCAGAACAAGCGCUUCCACUCCAAAAGAUUCUAUUUCAAUAGUUCCAGUUGGUGGCCAAUCAAACCCAGCGUCGCCAUUAAGCGGCAGUCAACGGACGGACAUCUUCAAAUUUCAAAGCUCCCCUGCCGUUGUUGACCAAGACAUCAAGCGUAAGAAGGAAAAGGACGUUCUUCACCAGAAGUACGUUCGGAAGCUUGGUGGCCCGGACUGCUUGAUUGGCAUUGGAAAGAGUGUCCCGAAUGACGUCGUUGAUGCAGAGGCGGAAGAAGGCGAGGAAGAUGACGAACCCCCUCCGCCAAAAACCAAAGGGAAGGCUGUUAAGAAGGGCGGUAGCAAACUGACUCCGAUGGAACGACAAGUCAUCGACAUAAAGCGAAAGCACAUGGAUACUGUCUUGGUGAUUGAGGUUGGGUACAAGUUUCGGUUCUUUGGCGAGGAUGCUCGCAUUGCAGCCAAGGAGCUGGGGAUCGUGUGUAUUCCGGGGAAAUUCAGGUUUGAUGAGCAUCCGUCCGAGGCUCAUAUUGGACGCUUUGCUUCUGCUAGCAUUCCGGUUCAUCGCUUGCAUGUUCAUGUCAAGCGCUUGAUUACAGCGGGCCACAAAGUUGGAGUCGUGCGUCAGAUCGAGACGGCGGCUCUCAAGGCUGCUGGCGAUAAUCGCAAUGCACCUUUCGUUCGCAAAUUGACGAACUUGUAUACUAAGGGAACGUAUAUCGAUGAUAUUGAAGGCCUUGAAGGCCCGGCGCCCGCGGCUGGGGGUGCUUCGCCUGCUACUGGGUAUAUGCUCUGCGUUACAGAGACCAAUGCCGGAGGGUCGGGUAGUGAUGAACGAGUAAAGAUCGGUAUUGUUGCUGUUCAGCCUGCAACGGGCGAUGUGAUCUACGAUGAAUUCGAAGACGGAUUUAUGCGCAGCGAGAUCGAGACGCGGCUGUUGCAUAUCGCGCCUUGCGAGAUUUUGAUUGUCGGCGAGAUGUCUCGUGCAAGCGAAAAAAUUGUGCAGCAUCUUUCUGGCAGCAAGAUGACUGUUUUCGGGGAUGCGGUCCGAGUUGAUAGAACGCCAAAGAAAAAAACUGCCGCUGCCGAGGCGCAUAGUCAUGUCACUUCUUUCUAUGCAGGAAAGAUGAGCGCUACUGGCAUGGAAGAGGAUGUUCAGGCUGUGAAGUUGCUUCAAAAUGUCCUUGCGUUGCCGGGGCAGGUCAAUAUCUGUCUUUCUGCGAUGAUUGAGCAUAUGACCGAGUACGGACUUGAGCAUGUAUUUGACCUGACAAAGUAUUUCCAGCCCUUCUCGGCGAGGUCGCAUAUGCUCCUCAAUGGAAAUACCCUCGUGAGUCUGGAAAUCUAUCAGAACCAGACGGAUCACUCGGCGAAAGGUAGUCUAUUUUGGACACUAGAUCGAACACAAACGCGGUUUGGGCAACGCUUGUUGCGGCGCUGGGUUGGACGGCCCUUGCUGGACAAGAAUCGCCUAGAAGAGCGCACCAGUGCAGUUGAGGAGCUGAUCAACCCCUCUAACGCCGUUCCUGUGGAGAGAGUACGAGGGCUGCUCGGAAAAAUCAAGAGUGAUUUGGAAAAGAGCUUGAUUCGUAUAUACUACGGCAAGUGCACAAGACCUGAGCUUCUCACCGUUCUGCAAACCAUGCAAAUGAUUGGAAUGGAGUUCGCAGACGUCAAGUCACCAGCUGACACCGGGUUGGAAUCGACUCUGGUCAGUGAAGCUAUUGCAUCAUUGCCAACCAUCCAAGAAGACAUUAUUCGAUUCUUAGAGAAGAUCAACGGCCAUGCCGCGCGAAACGACGAUAAAUACUCUUUCUUCCGCGAAGAAGAUGAAUCCGAAGACAUCAGUGAGAAAAAGCUGGGAAUCGGCUGCAUUGAACACGAGCUACAAGAGCAUCUCGCCGUGGCCGGAGAACGUAUAGGCAGAAAGAAGGUUGAAUACACGACUGUGGCCGGAAUCGAGUACCUGAUCGAAGUCGAAAAUAACUCGUUGGCCAUCAAGCGCAUUCCAGCAUCGUGGAUCAAAAUCAGUGGGACGAAAAAGGUCGCUCGUUUCCACACACCAGAAGUGAUCCAACUCAUCCGACAGCGCGAUCAGUACAAGGAAGCUCUAGCAGCAGCCUGUGACAAUGCCUUUAAAGAGCUCUUGGCUGAAAUCGCAACACAGUACCAAUCCUUCCGCGACUGUGUCCAGUCCCUCGCCACUCUAGAUUGCCUCCUAUCUCUAGCCUCAAUAGCCCAGCAACCCGGCUACAACAAGCCAGAGUUCACAGACUCACCGUGCUUACAAAUCUCACAAGGCCGCCACCCAAUGGUCGAGCGUCUCCUAACAGACACAUAUGUACCAAACGACACACACCUCGAUCCAGAGGGCACACGCGCCCUGCUAGUGACAGGCCCAAACAUGGGCGGUAAAUCCAGCUAUGUACGACACGUUGCCCUAAUCGCAAUAAUGGGCCAAAUAGGCUCCUACGUCCCGGCCGCAUCAGCCCGUCUAGGCCUCCUAGACGCCGUAUUCACGCGCAUGGGCGCCUUUGACAACAUGCUAGCCGGCGAAUCAACCUUCAUGGUCGAGCUCUCCGAAACAGCCGACAUCCUAAAACAAGCAACGCCCCGAUCUCUUGUCAUCCUGGAUGAACUGGGUCGUGGAACCUCAACGCACGACGGUGUCGCGAUCGCCCAGGCAGUCCUAGAUUACAUGGUCCGUUCAAUCCGCUCGUUAACGCUGUUCAUCACGCACUACCAGCAUCUUUCGCGCAUGGUACGGUCAUUCCCCGACCACGCUCUCCGUAAUGUGCACAUGCAAUUCACGGAGUCAGGACAGGACGGUGAUGAUAUAACUUUCUUGUAUGAAGUCGGCGAGGGAGUUGCGCAUCGCAGCUAUGGGUUGAAUGUUGCCCGUUUGGCAAAUUUGCCUUCUGACAUCCUUGAUAUGGCGAGGACAAAGAGCGCCGAGUUGGAAGAGUCCAUUAAACGGAAGAGAUUGGGGGCUCUUGUUGCUGCUGUUGGCCGUGUUGUUGGGGAGAAUUGUGCUGAAGAUGAUCUUCUUGAACGGUUGAUUGCUAGUAUUGAUCAGAUUUAG
Messenger RNA from Penicillium taxi, 3339 nucleotides. RefSeq names its product mismatch repair protein MSH3 (gene msh3). Bases 1 to 3339 code for a protein of 1112 amino acids. Gene Ontology annotation, cellular component: nucleus. Lineage: Eukaryota; Fungi; Ascomycota; Eurotiomycetes; Eurotiales; Aspergillaceae. Gene Ontology annotation, biological process: mitotic recombination; mismatch repair. The record is from RefSeq and is a predicted model, not a curated record. Gene Ontology annotation, molecular function: ATP-dependent DNA damage sensor activity; mismatched DNA binding; ATP binding. The transcript has 3 exons.